ACCCUACACUUUUUUUUUUCUCUCUCGCAGGAAAAGGGGAAAAAAAGAGUAAGAGGAAACUGCGAGCGCGAGACCCCGUGGCAGGUCGUCGCCGUGGUCAAAUCCGGCGGCGGCGGCGGAGGGGGGAAGUCUGACCGGACUGCGGCGUACGCGCCCCGUCCGGCAGGAUCCUUCGGGCUCCGCCCCAGGAGGAUAUCGUUCGCGCGGUAGGGUGCUUGAUUUGGAUGAGAGGAGCGCACCGUCGGCAUGGGUACCCCCUCUCAGGGCUCGGCGGCCGUGGCGGCGGCCCGAGUCGACCUCUGCGCUCUCGACCUGAUGCCCGUCUUCGCCAAGGAGAUGAUUGCCGGCGGAGUCGCCGGGGCUUUCUCCAAAACCGCCAUUGCGCCGCUCGAGCGCCUCAAGAUAUUGCUACAGACUAGAACAAAUGAGUUCAGGUCUCUUGGAGUUCUCAAAUCCUUGAAUAAACUGCGAAAACAUGAUGGCGUCUUGGGAUUUUACAAGGGAAAUGGUGCCAGUGUGUUACGAAUCGUUCCAUAUGCUGCAUUACACUAUAUGGCAUAUGAGCGGUACAGAUGUUGGAUCUUAAAUAACUGCCCCUCACUUGGGACGGGUCCUGUGGUAGAUCUUUUAGCAGGUUCAGCUUCAGGGGGGACUGCAGUCUUGUGCACUUAUCCCUUAGAUUUGGCUAGGACUAAGCUUGCCUUCCAGGUAAAUAAUUCAGAUCAACCUAGCAGUGCUUUGAAAAGGGCAAAUUCUCCACCAACAUAUGGAGGAAUAAAGGAUGUCUUUAGAGGUGUUUAUUCAGAAGGUGGAGUGCGAGCUCUGUAUCGUGGAGUAGGUCCAACACUGAUGGGAAUACUUCCUUAUGCUGGUCUUAAAUUCUACAUAUACGAAGGGCUGAAGGCACACGUACCUGAAAAUUACAAAAAUUCUGUUACAUUAAAACUCUCCUGUGGUGCUGCCGCUGGUUUAUUUGGACAGACUUUAACCUACCCAUUAGAUGUAGUCAGGAGACAAAUGCAGGUUCAGAGUCAUCUACAGCAUGAUCAAUUUGGUGGUCCACGAAUAACGGGUACAUUCCAGGGGCUUAAGAUCAUCAAACAAACACAGGGAUGGAGACAAUUGUUUGCUGGUUUGAGCCUCAAUUACAUCAAGGUGGUGCCCUCUGUAGCCAUUGGUUUCACUGCAUAUGACACAAUGAAGCAUUUGCUGAAGAUACCUCCGAGAGAGAACAAAAAGUCUGGCGAUGGUUCUAACUGACGCUUCAAUCCACAGGAGUAUACAUUACUUUGAACAAAAAGCAGGAGCUCUGCGAAGUGCCUUUUUGGAAGCUUCACGCCACAAGUCCACCAUUGUUAAUUUUGCUGCAUACUUACCCCACCUGACAUAUUCUUUCCAUUGUUGUUGUUUUCUAUUUCUACUUUGUUUUUUCCUUUCACGUGUAUAUUUUAUCCACUUAGUGGAUUGUUGUCAUUGAGAUAGUAUUUUGAUGAUAAAAUUUACAGAAGCACACAAAGAUCAUUUGAGCACUAGUACUUGGUUA
This is a messenger RNA of Brachypodium distachyon (stiff brome), 1543 nucleotides long. Its product is annotated as mitochondrial carrier protein CoAc1. Gene Ontology annotation, biological process: transmembrane transport. Gene Ontology annotation, cellular component: mitochondrial inner membrane. The transcript is spliced from 7 exons. The record is from RefSeq and is a predicted model, not a curated record. NCBI's taxonomy places the organism in Eukaryota, Viridiplantae, Streptophyta, Magnoliopsida, Poales, Poaceae. Bases 247 to 1260 code for a protein of 337 amino acids.